AUGAGUUCCCCUCAGACUGCGCCUUAUGGCCAUUGGAAGAGUCCCUUGACCGCGGAGGGCCUGGCAACAUGUAGUAUCAUGCUAAACGAGGUGGCCGUUGAUGAAUCCACCGGUGCAAUUUACUCGGUCGAAUGCCGACCUGUUGAGGACGGCCGUUCUGCCAUCGUGCAGCAUCUCAAUGGGGAAUCCAAAGACGUCCUCCCGAAAGACCUCAGUGCGCUCGCAUCUGUGCAAGAGCUUGGAGGUGGAUCUAUCUCAAUGAGACCCGAUGGGAAGAUCUUACUCUCGGACGAAGACACUUGCAAUAUCUAUCUGUUGGACCCAACAUCAGCUCAAGCCACGCUAGUUCAACCAGCCGAGGAGGGCAUCCGCUAUGCAGACUUUUCCAGUCACCCGGCGAACCCGCGAUGGAUCAUUGCAAUCAAGGAGGAUCACCGAGAGGCAACUCCAGAAACUCAGGCAACCCACGUCCAUAAUACGCUAGUGGCAAUUGAUAUUGAGGCUGAUCCAAAGGAGUCUGCCAAAGAAGUGACGAUCGCACAGGGUGACGAUUUCUAUUCUCAUCCUAAAUUUGACCCUUCUGGGAAGUAUGUUUCCUGGAUUCAGUGGAGUCAUCCAGACAUGCCUUGGACAGGAACUGUGCUCCACAUAGCGGAGUGGAAAGAUGGUUCCUUGGAAAAUGUCACGCGUAUCGCGGGGGAAGCACAAAAAGAGAGUAUUGCUCAACCGAAAUGGGGUCUUGACGGAAAACUGUACUUUGCAAGUGACAGCACCGGUUUCUGGCAGUUGUAUUCAUACAACCCGGAAGAUGCCCGGGUACUUGCUUUGAAGUUCAAGGGAAUGGAGAAGUCAGACUUUGCAGUCGCCGAGUGGGAGCUUGGAAGCGCAACAUACACAUCGCUGGAUGAAAAGACUAUAGUCGCCACGGUGAUCACUCAUGCUACCAGUAAGGUGGUCCUGAUUGAUACUGCCACUUCAACCACUCGCGAUCUCGACCUUCCUUACGUGGAUAUUAAUACAAUUUGUCGCAUCUCGCCAACCAGCUUUGCAGUCGUUGGGUCUUCCAAAACUUCGCCCCAGGAACUGGCGCUAGUCUCGUUCAAUUCCUCAUUCGAGAUAACCCGGACAGUCCUUACUUCUACCGCAUCGUUCGAAUUGGCACCAGAAUUCGUUUCAAUUGCUACGGACUACACUGCUCCUCAAAAGCAUGGUCCACUGACUGAUGGCGAAGUGCACAUGUUUUACUUCGCCCCUCGAAACCCUGACUUCCAGGCUGAUGAAAACACCCUUCCUCCUCUCCUAACCUAUGUGCACGGAGGUCCGAAUGGUGCCGUCACUCCGGCUCUAGACCUCGAAAUCCAAUACUGGACUACCCGUGGUUUUGCUGUCUGCGCUGUCAACUACACGGGCUCCGUCGGAUUCGGCCGAGAAUAUCGCGAACGUUUGUCCGGCUAUUGGGGCCUUGUGGACGUGGGAGACGCAGUCAGCGCGGUCGAAUUCCUCGUAGAGAAGGGUUUGGUCGACAAGUCUCGGGUUGGAGUGUAUGGUGGAAGUGCCGGAGGCUACUUGACACUCCGUGCUCUCCACAUGUACCCAGAGACAUGGGCAGCGGGAAUUAGUAAUUAUGGCAUUAGUGAUGUCAAGGCUCUGCAGGCGGAUUCUUACAAAUUCGAGAGUCAAGAUGUGGACCGAUUGCUUCUCAGCAAAACCAAGCCCGAGGAUAGAGAAGCGGUACUCAAGGACCGCAGUCCAUGUUAUUUUGCAGAGCAGAUUACGGCGCCGUUGUUGCUGUUGCAAGGAACGGAGGAUAUGGUGGUUCCGAUUGCACAAGCGCGGAUGAUGGCCGAUGCUAUGCAUUCGAAGGGACGGGUGGCCGAGGUCGUUGAGUUUGAGGGUGAGGGUCACGGAUGGCAUGGACAAAAGGCUAUCUUCGAGUCUUACAGUCGAGAGGAAGAGUGGUGGAAGCGUUAUCUAGCCUGA
Penicillium subrubescens is the source of this 1980-nucleotide messenger RNA. RefSeq names its product S9 family peptidase. Gene Ontology annotation, biological process: proteolysis. NCBI's taxonomy places the organism in Eukaryota, Fungi, Ascomycota, Eurotiomycetes, Eurotiales, Aspergillaceae. Bases 1 to 1980 code for a protein of 659 amino acids. Gene Ontology annotation, molecular function: serine-type endopeptidase activity. The transcript has 3 exons. The record is from RefSeq and is a predicted model, not a curated record.